This is a messenger RNA of Plasmodium vivax (malaria parasite P. vivax), 5520 nucleotides long. RefSeq lists its product as hypothetical. The transcript is spliced from 2 exons. The record is from RefSeq and is a predicted model, not a curated record. Lineage: Eukaryota; Apicomplexa; Aconoidasida; Haemosporida; Plasmodiidae. Bases 1 to 5520 code for a protein of 1839 amino acids.
AUGCAAAACAGCGUUGACCCUGAUAGCACACAUACCGGCAAUGCAACUUCGCCAAAGUGUAAUAACAACUCGCACAUUUUUAAGGAAGGCAAACAAAACAGCGGUGGCCAAAAUGGAAGAGAUACACAGCAAGAACAGAUGGAAAAUAACUACCUACCAAACCGGAACGAGCAAAAAAGUGGACCACAUAUAAGCGAGGAAAACACCACGGCGAAGACCGUCAACGACAAUGCACACAGAGAAUGCAAAGUAGAGCCCCACACGGGUAAUAUGCAUCUUACCUUUUCUGCUAAUUGCCUAAAGAGUAAAAGCACAUCCAAGGAUUUUUUAACCAAUGAGGAAGAGACGAGCACAAAGAAGAGCCUAGAAGAGGCGGUCAAUCGGAGGAAAAAAAUCAACGAAAUGAUUGCAGCGUACAAUUCUUUAAAUUUAAGUUUCUCUAGUUGCAACUUCGGCAAUUUGGACCGUGUAGACGACUCGUCCUACUUGGGCAUUAGGAAAAAAACGUCUCUUUACAAUUCUGACUGUAGCUGUGCUGCGGGUUACCAGAACGAGAUUGGUUACACCAAAAAGGUGUCUGAAGGGAACUACUCAGGGGUGACGAAUCAGGCGGAGGAGAGAAAGGGAGAGGCCUACAACAGAGGGGGUUAUGGCAAUAAUGAGAUCGCCAGGCUGUCUGGGAGCAACUACUUGAAUAAUUUACUCCGCCGCAGGGGGGACCUCGCAAGCGGGGACAACCUGGUGUGCAGAAUAAGGGACCUCUCAGCAGGUCACGAGAAUGGUGGCGAAAAUUUCCACCAAAAUCGCCGCGAACAUUGCCGCGAACAUCGCAGUGGCAGCGGCCGAGGCAAUUCGCACGAGCAGUCCAAAGAUGAAGACGAACUGGAAGACUACAAAACGUUCCUAACCCUAGACAGCAACCACACCAUAUUCAAGACCAAGCCGCUGAAGCUCCCGGACCUCUCCUUCCUGCAUAACAGCAGCCGUGCUUACAGCACCUUGGAUUUUAGCAACUCGGGGGAAGACGACCACAGCAGUAACCGCUUCUGCAGGAAGAGAAUUCUGUGCGAGGGGUUGGAGGAUCUGUCCUUCGACUACGACGGGGACGACGGGGACGACGGGGACGACGACAGUGUUGGUGCGAACGUUGGCGUGGGUGCGAAUGAUGGGGGAGAUGUCAACUUCUCCCACGUGGACCCCCGCAGGAAGCCUACCCCCAUCUCGGAGCAGAGCGCAGAAAACGGUGCACUACGAAGGAAGACAGCAGGUAUGCCCCACAGCAGUCAUCAAAGUUGCGUGGACAAGAGUGCCAACUUCUUCCAACUGAGGAAGGAAGGUAAAAAAAACGUCGCUAAGAAAUGCAUAAAAAGUAGCGAACUGAAAAGAUACCACAUAGAGCAGCUACUUAAUGGCAGCUUUAACCGGACUGACGCCGCCAACCCGGUUAGUCGCACCCAUUGCGGUGAAAACAGAGAGAGAAACAGGAGCCACUCCAAAAGGCAUUCAAACGAGAGGAGCACUCACCGGAACGACCAGAUGGAGCUUAAUUUUUUAAAAAAUAAUCCCCUAUGCAAUGGCAGUUACCGUAGACAAACCGCCGACUUGGGGGGGACUAAAAUUUCUAUGCAUAUCCGCGCACCAAAUGGUAACGUUGAAAAAGGUGCCAACUAUUUAAGACGAAUCAGCAACACGUGCGACAUCUGUCCAGCUACCUACAACUGUGUGGAUGGACCUGAAGGCAUGUGCAAUGGCGGAGGUGAACGCCACGCACGCAGUAGUGAGAAGUAUGCAAAUGGGCCUACGCAGUGUGGGCGUCCGUGCGACGUGGAAAAGGGGGCGCCGGGAGGUGAAGCGCACCGUAGCAAUUGGCAUCGUAGCAGCCUACCCCGCAACGGCUUACACCGUGGUAAUUGGCACCGUAGCCGCUUUCCCCCCCACGAGCCCUGCCUGAACAACCUAGAAAAGUUCAAAGAGAUGCUGCUGAGCGUGGCGACGGAUAACCUAAACGAAUAUGCCAAGUGCCUGCAGAGCAUCAACAGCGAAAAGCUAAAGAGCUACAAGUACUGCAUCAAGCGAGUGAAUGACUACAGCAUCAGUCAAUAUUUGAGUGCGACGUUCCGCGCGUCCAUUCCAGUGAAAGGCAUUGAAGAGUCGGUGCUGACCAACUCGGAUACCUUUUCCUCCCUUCGCCACUCGGCCUACGAGGACGAUGAGUCAAGCGCCUCCCCCCACGGCGGAGACACCAGUUGUGAGGAGUUGGCGAACGUGAGCAUUGCGGGUGGGGGGAGCAACGAUAGCAACGAUAGCAGCGAUAGCAGCAGCGGUGAGAGUGGCAGCGAUAGCAGCGACAGCAGCAACGGCGAGAGUGACAGCGGUGGUGAUAUCCAUGGCAGCUUAAAAGUUUACAAAAAGAAAAAAAAAAUCAAACGCACCAACUGCCUGGAACACAUCCCCAUGGGAGAAUUUAACUCGUGUCCAGAGAAAAUAAAAAGUGAACGAAACGAGAGCGCAGACGUAGGUCGCACAGAUAAGAAGUGCAUGCACAACGGAAUGAGCAACUGUUAUGCAUGCGAGAGAAGGCAGACGUAUGCAAUUAGGCAAAGCAGACUGGCGAACGGGACAAUCGAUAGUCUUCAACUGAACUGUGCUGACCCGAAUUUGAAAAAACAAAACAGCGCGUAUCCAAAGAACCACAACGACGAGCUUUUAAGUUCGUCCAUUUCGCGAAGCGGUCGCCAAGAAGUUUUCGCAAAUGUGAAAAGCAUAAGCAAUUGUAACGACACCCUGAUGGAUGACCUCAUGAGGAAGGACUCGACAAAUGGCGUUCCACACAGGGGAGAAAGGAGUACCCUAAGGAAUGGCAGCAACUGCAAGGUAAGUGCAAAUUGGGGUGAUUACACCGGAGAGAAUUAUUUGCAGGAGUUUUCCCUCCCCAGCGGGGGCAGUAAAUGUGUAAACAGGUAUAUAACGCGCAACGUGGGUCAAGGGGACACCCCCGAGAGGGGUGAGAGGGGUGAGAUGACUGAGAAGGCUGCGAAAGAUGAGAGGACCUUCCAGGAAGAUGCCCCCCACCCCGUUGCACAAUUCAACGCAAGUGGCUACCCACUCACACAGAGCCUUCUAAACCAAAACGGUGGAAGCCAAAUGGGGAGGAAGAACCACCCAGGGGAAAUAAACCAACCGUGUUACACCAAAGAGGCGUCCGAAAAUUACCAUCUGGAAAGUGAAAAGUUAAGUGGGCUCCACCCCAUGAGGGAAGAACAGAACAAUGAGAGCUGCCAAAGUUAUAACCCCUUUGAAGAUGAGAAGUUCCCCAAUGGUGCAAGUCUCCACCGUAUGGACCACUCCAAUGGGGUCGAAACGGAUGGGAGAGGAACCCCCUCGUUCUAUGGCAUACAAAGGGACAGCAUAACCAGUUGCGACUCCCCAUUUUUAAGUAAAAAAGAGGAAGGCAUGACGAAAGGGGGAAACCAAAUUUUAAGUUUCAAUGUAGAAGAUAACCCAAACAGUUAUGAUGAACAUAGAGAGGACCCCCAAAUGGAUGCCCCAAAUAGUCUCCUGAUGAAUAACCCACACGGUUUUAAAGCGCCUCUUCACUGUGCAGACAAAUGCGAAGGGAAAGACAUUGAAGAGAUUAUUAAAAACAACAAGACGAGGGUUGAGCACCUGUACGAUAGCGAAGGAAGUCAAAGUCAUUUUGGCAUAGGGGAAAAUAUCGGUAGAUUAACAAACAGUGUGGAGGAUCAAAUGGGGGCAAAACCGAAUCAGGCCCCCUCCUUUGUUCACAAAUGGGACAAUUCGUGUAGCUCCCAAAAUGAUCCCUCCUAUUCGGUCAACUCAUAUAAUGAAGAGAUGGAAGAUAAAAAUUUAAUUGCGUGCUCUCUGGACAGCUUCAAUGAAGAGUUCAUUGCCCCCUUAUCGGUCCCCACCCCUGCGGCGUCUAUCUUCUCAGAUGGAAGUGUCUGUUCCCCGCAAAAAGGGAGCGUAAACAGAAAAAUGGAUGUGCGUAUGGAUGCGUGUAUGGAUGUGCGUAUGGAUGCGUGUAUGGAUGUGCGUAUGGAUGCGUGUAUGGAUGCGCGUAUGGAUGCGCCUAUGGAUCCACCCAUUGGAGACCCCUCCCAGAGGUACCACCAACAUUUUAAUUGUGAUGCAAACCAGAUGGGGUUUCACCAAAUCGGUGUGGUGAAUAAAAAAUGGGACUACAACUCGGUGGGUCUCUCCCAGGAUUACUUUCCCAAAAGGGAAGACGCUACCAAGUGUGGUAACCAAUUGACCAAUUUAGCGGAGGGAGGGAACUACAGCUUCAACUCCACUGCGGGUGAACUCCCAGCCAAGUUCCCAAAAAGGAAAGACGAGUCGAUUGAACGGAAAUGCAACCCACCUGAUAAACACAUAGGGAGUGAAGAAAGGAACGUAUGUAAGGAAAAACGAACGGGGGAUAAGAUAGGUAGCCAAAAUGGUAAUCCCCCUUUUCAACGCAAGGGUGGCACCGCGCAAAGAACCGAUGAAGAGGUGCACCAGAGAAAUGAGCAGACGUACCAUCAGGAGGGCAGCUCACCUGGUGGGGCAAGAAACGACUCAAUCGGAGGUGAACGAAAUGGGUGGGGGAGAAAUAAAAAAAAUGCACUCCGCAAAAUCGUAAACACACUGGAAAUAAAAGAAACGAAGAUAAACACCAAGCAGGGCAUUUUCGAAAUCACAUCGGAGGGGAAGGUCCUCUUCACCUUCUUCGGCAGAUCUGAAAUUAAAGAAUACAAAAAGGUAAAGAGGCACAAGCUGAACGUAGACAUCUCCAAGCCGAGGAAGCUACUCUUCAUAAUCGAAAUAAACGGAUUAGACAUAAAGGUAAAAGACGUGGUGCUAAACGAUGUGCUGGAUUUUUACAACCUGCUCGAAGAAGAACUGCCCAAGGCGCACCAGGUGAGGUACGAAUAUGCCUAUGACGUCAUCGAGACGUUGAAGAAGCACACCCCCAAGGUGUCUCUGACGAAGAAGUGGUUCGGGGUAUAUAACCUCAUGAGCAAUGGAAGCACCCCCGAUUUUAUGGCCACUCUGAAAAACAACAUGUUCAUAGAAAAAAUUGAAAUUAAGAACAACCAGGUGAUGUUUGCCUUGAAGGAGGGCAACACCGUCACUCUGAAUGUUGGCGAUUUGAACGGGGUCACCACCAAACUGACGAAGCAGUUGCGGCAGAGAGGCAGAAACGUCUCGGGGGAAGACGCCCAAGGGGGGUGCGAGGCACUCCUCAAAGCUACAACUCCCGCCGAUGAGCAAGAUGUCCAGGCUGUUUUACUCAACUUGCAGUUGCUCCUAAAAAAGGCAGGAGUGUCCAUAGACAUAGUCAUCCAAAACUGGUGUAACACUCUACAGGCCUACUCACAGUGCCUGGACCUGUUGACCAAAGGGAACGCGGAAUAUACCCUCAGGCUAAGGAAAGCCUUGACCGACAUAACAGCAACAACUGAGCUGCACAGGAGGGAGAUUUAUUUUUCCAUAUUUCCUGUCAUCGUUGAGGAGUGA